CAGCAAUCCCGCCAAAGUGGACGAGAUGCUCACACUCGUCAAGCAGCGCAUAGAGCAGGCCAUCGGUCGUCUGGGGCUCGAGGAAGUCCUGGUCUUCGACGACGGUGGUCUGGAAGACGGCUUGAAGGCGGUGUAUGUGCUGGAGCAGGGCAGUGGUGAGGAAUGGCGGGCGAUGGGGCGGUUCAUUCGGCUGGCCGCCAUCUAUCAGCUCACUCCCAAUGCCACUCUGCCUCUGCGGCUGUCGGCUGAUGCGCUGCCCACCGCCACAGCCUUCCACCAGCUGCCGCUCAUCCUGGCCCUCUACAAGAUCAUCGGCCACCUCUUCACCUACAAGAGGACCAGCCUGCAGCUGCAGCAAGCCAGCAACGAUGCCUAUCGGAUCGGCAAUGUGUCGUUUCGUGUGCUGCAGGAGGGUGACAUGCUCGCCGGCCAUCCCUAUCGCCGCGGCUACCAGACAAGCGCUCCUGCUAUCCGCCGUGAUGUCUGGCUUUCCCCCUUCUUCUCGUCAUUCCUGGUGCGCACGAUGCUCGUGUCGUGGUGGCCGGAAGAGGGGGUGGACAACAGGAGGGUGCUGACAGCAAACAUCGGCCGUGAUGCCAACCGCCGUGGCCGUCUGAUGAGAGAGGUCAUUAGCGAGCGGCAGGGGGGCAUCACUGUGGACGACCGCUGGGACGAAGGCAAUAUGAAUCAUGCCAACCCUGUCGACUUUCGUCGUGUGAUUGUGAGUGGCUUCCGGCCCGGUGAGAGGGUCGCUGCCUAUCUGUAUGUAGGCGUGGGCUUCAUCAACCUGCGCAUGACCGAGGCACGUGUUGGCCAUCGGUCUCAGCGGCUCGCCAACCGCUUCCCGCAGUCGAUGCCCUCCUGAUGUGCCAUGCUGAGCCACUUCGAGCUCGAGAACGACGUCAUCAACAGAGGGAGGGUGGUGGGAUGAGGCAGGAGGGACAGAUAUGUGUGUGUGUGUAUGUGUGUGGUGGAGGGGGGCUGACCGUCUUGAUUGGGUAAAGUGGCUGAUCGCAUUCAUGAAAUGGAAUGGAUGGAUGUCGUCUUUUCUUUUAUAUGCAUACAUGAAUGCAUGAAUGUCCAAAGUCGCGGAUGCAUUCAUGGUGUGCGUGACUGUCUGGCUGUCCGUGCAUUCAAUGAGUCUGUCCGGUCGCAUGAAUGCAGAACAGAGCUGGUGGACUCGAGUGGUGCCGUUCACAUAUAUAUACAUUUAUCUCUCAAC
This is a messenger RNA of Vitrella brassicaformis, 1222 nucleotides long. The record is from the annotation of a GenBank genome assembly. Lineage: Eukaryota; Vitrellaceae.